UCUGUAAGAAUGGUUUCCCGGUGUACACACUUAUUGAGAAACAGAAAACAGUUGGUGAGAUGAUGUGUCCGAAGCCGCAAAAUCAUCACCUCAUUGGAUGUUCCGGAACCUCAUUUGUUUGGGAUGGUUUGGAUGUUUAACAUCAUUGUUCUCCUGGUGUAAAAUAAGUAAAUUGAUGACGUUUUCAAAGUUACUGGAUCCGACUGCAUGCCACAUGUUUUGAUCAUCAAACAAACAUGUCAUGAUGAUGCUGGCUGUUGUGGUAGAUGUUAGCUGAUGUCAGGUGAUCCGUCCCACAAACAUUUUUAACAAAAGUAGAAACAUUCUGCUUUCUGUUCUUGAGAUAAUGGACAUUUGAAACCGGAUUUGUUAUUUUUGCUGUCUCCAUAAUGCUCAUGUAUCUUUGGCGAUGUUUGUGCUGUCUGCCUAUAUUGUUUACAAAGCCCAAAUUGUAGCUUACUUUAAAUUGAUGACUUUGGCUGAAUAAUGAAGAACACCGAAUAGACGUAAAGGUUGACUGCACAGCUUAAGGAUUUGUGGAUGAUAAACUUCAGUUAAAUACGAAACUUCACCCUUUGUCAUCAUGGCUCAAGCCGGCUACUCCAUUAAUUCAACAGCAGAUGACCAAUACAGCGACACAACACCACUUUUGGAAAAAGAAGUGGAAAUAAACCCAGUGCCUCCCAAAUGUUGCUCUGUACGAUGCAAUCUGGCUGCUAUGAUGUUCUUUGGCUUUGCCGUGGUCUAUGGCCUGCGGGUAAAUCUCAGUGUUGCCAUGGUUGCCAUGGUUAAUGGAACCAGUAACCAUUCGUCUCCUAGUAACAAUAUCUCAAAUGAAUGUCCAGUACCCAACCAUACACUUGACAACAGCAGCCAAAAUUCAGAACAGCCAGAUGGGGUUCCAAAUUACGCAUGGACUUCUGAGACACAGGGAUGGGUGCUGAGUGCUUUCUUUUUUGGAUAUCUGUUUACUCAGAUCCCGGGAGGGUACCUGUCCGGACACUUCGGUGGAAAGAUCUUUCUUGGUGGAGGUGUACUUGGAACAGCAGCCCUUACUCUUCUGACACCCCUGUCAGCACAGUUUGGAGCCAAAUGGCUUUUUGCCUUACGUGCUUUGGAAGGUUUUGGGGAGGGAGUGACAUUCCCUGCCAUGAUGGCUAUGUGGAGCCGAUGGGCUCCGCCAUUGGAGAGAGCCCGUCUCAUGACAUUCUCUGGUGCUGGAUCUAGUUUUGGUGCCUUUGUGGCUCUUCCUCUCACUGGCUUUAUCUGCCAAAGAUUUGGAUGGCCAGCAGUCUUCUACUCAUGUGGUGCUGUCGGUUGCCUUUGGGCUUUGUUUUGGUUUUUACUGGUGUCAGAUGAACCCAGAGCUCAUCCAAGAAUAAGUGACCAAGAGAAAGAUUACAUUAUAAACUCAGUUGGAGCACAGGGAACAGCACAUGGUUGGUCAGUUCCUGUACAAUCUAUGGCCGUCUCGCUGCCCCUUUGGGCCAUUAUCAUAUCUCAGAUGUGUUCCAACUGGUCGUAUUACACUCUGCUAACCUCCCUUCCUAUUUACAUGGAAACCAUUCUCCACUUUAAUUUACAGCAGAACUCGAUGCUCUCUGCUCUGCCCUAUCUGGGUGGCUGGGUCUCCGCAGUGGGGUCAGGUGUGCUGGCAGACAACCUUCUGGAGAGGGAGCUCCUGAGUGUCACAGCUGUCCGAAAGAUCUUCACUUUCAUUGGUCUGUUUUUGCCCGCACUUUUUCUGGUUGCUGUGGGUUUCUCUGGCUGCAGUGGUACUCUUGCAGUGACACUUCUCACUAUGUCUAGCACACUCGGAGGUGUCAGUGCUGCUGGUGUCUUCAUUAACCAGAUUGAUAUUGCUCCACGAUACGCAGGUAUGCUUCUAGGGAUCACAAAUACAUUUGGGACCAUCCCUGGUGUUCUUGCACCAAUCGUAGUAGGGUACUUGACCAAAGAUCAGUCGGUUGCGGGGUGGAGACAUGUGUUCUGGUUGUCUGGAGCAGUGAGUGCGUUCGGAGCCAUCGUCUUUGUGAUCUUUGGUACUGGAAAGAUUCAGAGCUGGGCGGGGAUAGAUGAGGAAUCAGAGACACAUAUACACAGUUAAAUGUUAGGCAUUCAAGAUUCAAUAAGGAAUCUGCUUUAUUUGAAUAAACAUACUCGAUUAUAUUCCAAGCACUUUUCAGUAUUUAUGUAUUCUGUUUAACUCAAGGCUUUUAAAGAAGGGAUUUUAUUUACUACUGUGGUAGUAUUCUAGUCAUUCCUAAUCACGUAAUAACACAUAAAUAUACAAUGGAAUUGACAAAUUGACUCAUAUCUUGUUAUACAAGGUGUACUUUUGUUUUGAAACUACCUUUUAAACAGCUUAAAUAUAUAUAAUCACGAUUAAUAGAAAGGACCAGACUCUUUUACUGAUUUACUCCAACGUGGUACAUACUUACUGGAGUAUUUUGCACAUUGAUUUUUCUUUUUUUCAAAGAGUCUGUUAGAAAGGGAACCGUUAUAUGUUUUAAAUGAUUAUUUCUUUAUAAAGGUUUUAUUGAAUUUGAAACCAAAUUAUUAUGGUUUUAAUAUUGAAAAUUGAAUUUUCCUCAAUGUAUUAUUACCUCAUUUUUAUAGCACUUUCUAAACUAAUAAAAUAAAUAUAUCAA
Triplophysa dalaica is the source of this 2651-nucleotide messenger RNA. Its product is annotated as sialin. Bases 584 to 2107 code for a protein of 507 amino acids. The transcript has 12 exons. Gene Ontology annotation, biological process: monoatomic anion transport; transmembrane transport. Gene Ontology annotation, molecular function: transmembrane transporter activity. Lineage: Eukaryota; Metazoa; Chordata; Actinopteri; Cypriniformes; Nemacheilidae. The record is from RefSeq and is a predicted model, not a curated record.